AUGGUCCCUUCCGCGUCUCGUGAAGUCGCUUCCAUUCUCACUGUGUAUGAUCAAUGGUGGCAAGAUGCAAGAAAUCACUUCCAAAGGGAGAUGAAAGCUAGAGCUACGCGGCCUGCAGAUGUCAGACAUCGUUCUCUCUUAGAUGAAUCAAGUGUAGGAGAGAAUACUAGUGACGAAGAUAUAGCAGAUAACCAACAGUCACCUCGCUCGGAGCGAAGCACUUACGAACUUAGGAAUCCUGGCUCAGGACAAGGCCAUCAUGAGCAACCUCCCCCGAGGAGCUUAGUCCGGCGUUGUUGGGACUUCAUCUGUCUGCCUUGUGGCAAAGUUAGGACGGCGAUAAAAGAAAAAAGCCGCCGAAUUCAAACAAUCCAAAAAACCGAUAACUUGACUCUAGAAGAGCUCUGCGUAGUUCGCAGCAUCUCUCAAAGACUGGCUGCUCAGCGCAGCCGUAAAUUCUUUCAAACGUGGGUAUCAAUUCUAUUGUUCCUUCUAUCGGUCGGAGGCGGAUACCUUAGAGCAGUGGAGUAUUAUGAGAGGCGCAAGACUAGUCAGACAGCUCACACGCUUGCGAUUGUUAUGCUCUUCUCAUUCCUCCUUUUCGCCGUCUACGUCAACGGACAUGUGGUCUUCGCCAAUCGCCUUCCCUUAGGACAUUGUUUCCAAAGCCGCGGCUUCGUCGUCAAGGACGGCAGCAUUAUGAGACCGCCAGGAAUCGCUAUAGGGAAGAGAGGAGCCUAUUCUGGCAUCGUCAACUCGUGGCGACCAGACAAGUAUUUGAGGGCUCAUGACAUUGAUGAUCGCUCAAUUUGGAUGCUCCUCACAGUGUCAAUCUUCGCAGUUAUUUGCUCCUGGGUACCAGCUUUUACAAUCUCGUAUCAUACGCCGACGAUAGGCUUCGGAUGCCGCUCGCUUGCAUGGACAUUGAUCGUGUGUGGUUGGGUAGUGAACGCGGCUUGUGACAUAUUCGGAGAAUGCAUCAAGUGGAAUAAAAAGAGUCGUCUAGAUUUUUCAACUGCGGCUUUGUAUUAUUUCUCCUAUGUCCGAGACGCACUUGUGACUCUUGGGGUCGUUUCCGCAAUCGUAACCGCACAACUCGGGAUUAUGAACAACUGUUGGUGCAGAGCAGGUGUCACAUCCAGCUACAUAGAGACAGCUGUAGAGAUUGGUCCUCCAACCGACGCUAUGAGACGUGAAGGAAGUAUUCUCUGGUUGGCAGCGGCCCUUGGUGGUCUUGCCGGCAUCUUUUUCGUCAUAUUCUAUGCUGGACUAGAUGGCGAGAAUGGACGCUUGCUCUAUGUUCGAUCGCAAGCAGAGAGUAUGGCAGAGCAGCGAGGCAUCGAUCUUGAACAACGCUGGCUGUAUAGUCAGAAUCAACAACCUCAUUUUACAGCUCCGGGAGAAAUGCAUCCUCCGGCGCAACCAGAAGAAGGAACAAGUCUUUUGAAUCCAGCUACAGCCAGCGUAGGAUACCGAGCCACUUCGAACACUAGCAGUCCCUCACGAGAAGGAAGCAUGGAGAGAGAACCCCUCGUCUCGAGGUAA
Bacidia gigantensis is the source of this 1545-nucleotide messenger RNA. RefSeq lists its product as uncharacterized. The record is from RefSeq and is a predicted model, not a curated record. Lineage: Eukaryota; Fungi; Ascomycota; Lecanoromycetes; Lecanorales; Ramalinaceae. The coding region runs from base 1 to 1545 and encodes 514 amino acids. The transcript has 2 exons.